Messenger RNA from Pocillopora verrucosa, 2454 nucleotides. RefSeq names its product protein Wnt-4. Gene Ontology annotation, biological process: multicellular organism development; canonical Wnt signaling pathway; neuron differentiation. NCBI's taxonomy places the organism in Eukaryota, Metazoa, Cnidaria, Anthozoa, Scleractinia, Pocilloporidae. Gene Ontology annotation, cellular component: extracellular region. Gene Ontology annotation, molecular function: cytokine activity; frizzled binding. The record is from RefSeq and is a predicted model, not a curated record.
UUAGAUACCUUCAGCUACAGAACAAAGUCUGCUCGCUAUCCAGAAUUAUUCUGCCAAAGUUUCAAACGCAAUAGACCUCAAAGUUAGCUGAAGAGUAACACUUCAUCCUACUCAAGAACUCGCGUAAUCAACCACAAAAGGCGGAAGUCGACCCUUUAAGAUAAAGACACCGCUCUUGCUGCAGGUAACAUGGUACUUUUCAAGACACUUACUCUCUUCCAGUUUUUGGUGGCAGUGGAAUUUUCACUUCUCUCUCUUGUCACAUCAAGUCAAUGGCUAUCACUGGCGCUCAGCAGCUCUGUUACUAAGUUUAACACGCGUCGAAGCUGUGACGAAGUCGGUACCCACUUUAACAACAGACAGGUACAAGUCUGCAAAAGAAAUGUUGACGUCAUGAACAGUGUCAAAUUUGGUGCCACAAUUGCUGUCCAGGAAUGUCAACAUCAGUUUCGCUAUCGAAGGUGGAACUGUACCACUCUGCAAUUUGAAAAAUCCCCUGUCUUUGGAAAUUCUGUAAACGGAGGAACCAGGGAAGCUGCUUUUGUUCAUUCCAUUUCGUCAGCGGGGGUAGCUUAUGCUGUGACGCAUUCCUGCAGCGCGGGACAACUUGGACGAAGGUGUGGCUGUGACCAGAAGAACAAUGGAAAAAUGUCUAAAGAGGGUUGGAAAUGGGCAGGGUGUAGUGAUGAUAUCGACUUUGGAAUUGAGUUUUCCAAAACCUUUGUGGACGCAAGAGAACGUGGUCGUAAAGGAGAGGAUCCAUCUCGUAUUUCUAUGAACUUACACAACAACAACGCAGGGAGAAGGGCCAUCCUAAAGUACAUGAAAAUUCAAUGUAAAUGCCACGGUGUGUCAGGAUCAUGUAAAGUGAAAACCUGCUGGAGGUCACUUCCCAAUUUUAGACUGGUUGGAGAUCAUAUCAAAGAAAAAUUCGACGGAGCCACGGAAGUAGAACUAAAGCAAAUUGGAUCAAGGAGAGUUCUUCUUCCACGAAAUCGAAAUUUUAAACCUUAUACUUUGGUCGACCUUGUUUAUAUUGACCGUUCACCUGAUUUCUGCACGCCAAAUCUUAGCACUGGCUCCCUUGGAACCCAAGGAAGGAUGUGCAACCGCACAUCUCAAGCUAUAGAUGGAUGUGAGUUGAUGUGCUGCAGUCGGGGGUACACCACACACCAAGAAGCCAGGGUGGAGCGUUGUGAAUGCAAGUUCUAUUGGUGCUGUUAUGUCAAGUGUCGCGAAUGUCAGAGGCGAGUCGAGGUUAGCAUCUGCAAGUAAGCCAGUCCAAUUCAGUCUCUCGACAAUGGUGAGCUUUCAUAUGGCACAAACGUUUUUGAGACGCGGACGGAAGCCAGUGGUGGAAAGUUCCUAUCCCUUCGUUUGCGACAAAUUUCUUCAUCACGAUCUUUUCAAGUGGUUAGUUCUGAUAAUAGAGCAUCAAGCCGAUUUAAUUGAUGCUCUUUCUUAAUCGGCUAUUAACUUCUUCCACUGAUAGCCGUCCGCAUUUCAAGAACGUCUCUGCUCAGGCUCCUCAUGUCCAAUUUUUUUCGGAAGGGAAGCGGUUUUAUGUACUGAAGUGAAUGCAAAGGUCAUUCACCUUUAAGUUUGGUCUUUAGCACUUCACUUUUCCUCACACCAGUACAAAUUAUCAUAAGUUAGUUUAAGAGAACAGGGUCAGCGCAAAUUUACAUGUAGACUAAAAUUGUUACAAAUCACGGUAUAAUAAUUAGGCUCCUAAAACUAAUGACGAAACAUUCUCAGGAAUACAUCGAAAAUAAACUCGUCAUUUGAUUCAGAUUCUUGUGUAAGUGACACGCUGAAUGUCUGUAGAUUCACAAUCAGGGGCCACUAAUCUGAACUCUUCUUAUAAUCGGGGUAUGAUAGAGGGAGAGGAAGGAAGGCCGGUUUAUGCGGUCAUGGUGUGACUAUAAGAAGAAGAAAAUGUAGAGCAGACACAUUUAAAUAACUUUAAGAAUAAGAAAUAGCGUCGAAAAAUGAGGAUGGCCGACUGAAACAAUUUUUAAAGAAAAAAAAGGACAUUUCUUGAUUUUGUGUGUUGCGUGAGAGCGGUUCUUUAAUUGAGGUAUCAGUAGUUAUCAAAUACCGAGCAAAUCAAGACAUUUAAAAGCGCAUAUACAUUUUCCAUAUUUAUUCGAACAAUGAAAUAAUUUCGAAAAAAUGGAUUGAUGUAGUUCACUUGUAGCUACAUGUAAGGUCUUGCAAUCUCUGGUUUCCAUGUGGUUUAUGAAAGUGUAAACGACAAUGGUGACGAGGAAACUGUGUCGCUAGCCUCUGUUUUAGUAUGUGACAACGUUGUAUGUUAACUUAUAUAAAAAUAUUUCAAAUUACCUACACCGCAAUUUUAGAUGUUCUUCGUGCAUAUAGUCAAAGAAAAUUGGCUGUUUGCACAACAGUAACUCAAGACUACAAGCUAAUAAAAUUGUAAAUAUUGUAGAA